GUGCUGGAUGGUCUGCUGGCCCAAUAUGGAACCGUUGAGAACUGCGAACAAGUGAACACAGACAGUGAGACUGCGGUGGUCAACGUCACAUAUGGAACUCGGGAACAUGCCAGACAGGCUAUCCAGAAGCUGAACGGCUACGAGUUUGAGAACAAUUCCUUGCGCGUCUCCUACAUCCCAGAUGAGACGUCCGAUGUCGACUCCCAACGCGGCCAGGACAACAGUCGUCGCCCCGGUUACGGGUCCCGCGGCCCCCGUGGAGGUUCCCCGGGCUCAGGCAUGCCUUCGAAACACCAGCACGCUGACAUCCCCCUCCGACUCCUGGUGCCCACCCAAUACGUGGGGGCCAUCAUCGGCAAGGAGGGUGCCACCAUCCGCAACAUCACCAAACAAACCCAGAGCAAAAUUGACGUCCAUCGCAAAGAGAAUGCCGGCGCAGCUGAGAAGCCAAUCAGCAUCCACUCCACCCCUGAGGGCUGCUCCUCUGCCUGCCGUAUGAUCCUGGACAUCAUGCAACAGGAGGCUAAGGACACCAAGACUGCUGAGGAAGUACCCCUGAAGAUCCUGUCUCACAAUAACUUUGUAGGCCGACUGAUCGGCAAGGAGGGGCGCAACCUGAAAAAAGUGGAGCAGGACACCGACACCAAGAUUACCAUCUCCCCACUCCAGGACCUGACCGUGUACAACCCAGAGAGGACCAUCACAGUGAAGGGACCCAUCGAGGCCUGUUGUCUGGCCGAGACAGAGAUCAUGAAGAAAGUGCGUGAGGCCUAUGACAAUGACAUGGCCGCCAUGAAUCAACAGACUCAUCUGAUUCCCGGAUUGAACCUUGGAGCGCUUGGACUUUUCCCC
Messenger RNA from Salvelinus sp. IW2-2015, 852 nucleotides. RefSeq names its product insulin-like growth factor 2 mRNA-binding protein 1. The record is from RefSeq and is a predicted model, not a curated record. The transcript is spliced from 7 exons. Gene Ontology annotation, cellular component: cytosol; cytoplasm; nucleus. The annotation marks the transcript as partial. Gene Ontology annotation, molecular function: mRNA 3'-UTR binding. Lineage: Eukaryota; Metazoa; Chordata; Actinopteri; Salmoniformes; Salmonidae. Gene Ontology annotation, biological process: nervous system development; regulation of gene expression.